Punctularia strigosozonata HHB-11173 SS5 is the source of this 1701-nucleotide messenger RNA. RefSeq lists its product as uncharacterized. The record is from RefSeq and is a predicted model, not a curated record. Gene Ontology annotation, molecular function: sodium:proton antiporter activity. Gene Ontology annotation, cellular component: plasma membrane. The annotation marks the transcript as partial. Gene Ontology annotation, biological process: proton export across plasma membrane; sodium ion export across plasma membrane; intracellular potassium ion homeostasis. NCBI's taxonomy places the organism in Eukaryota, Fungi, Basidiomycota, Agaricomycetes, Corticiales, Punctulariaceae. The transcript has 7 exons.
UUCGAAGUCGGCAUUCCGCAUAUUGCGUAUGCCUGUCUCGGCGGGUUUGUUGUAUUCUUUGGCAUGUUCUCCCUAUUCAUCCGAGAGAAGCUGUAUAUCGGUGAAGCCUGCUGGGCGUUUUUGUUCGGGGUCAUCAUCGGACCGUACGGCGCGAACAUUUUCAAUCCUCGCAGAUGGGGGAACGGAAACGAUGAUGUAGUGAACACUAUCACUCUCGAAUUUACUCGAGUCGUUCUCGCUAUCGGUGUCUUCGCCAUUGGCGUUGAGCUACCUAAGGCUUACAUGCAGAAGCACUGGAAGAGCCUGAUGUACCUGCUUGUGCCUGUUAUGACAUGGGGAUGGUUCGUUUCGGCCGGAUUGAUUUUCGCUCUGAUACCAGGGCUAUCCUUCCUUUCUUCCCUUGUCGUCGCUGCAUGCCUCACACCUACCGAUCCUAUCCUUGCCGCUGCGGUCGUGGGUGGUAAAUAUGCUGAUAAGCACGUACCCGCCCAUCUACGCCACCUUCUCGCCGCCGAGAGUGGUUGCAAUGAUGGCGCCGCGUUCCCCUUCUUGUUUAUCGGACUGUACCUGGUCUUGGACAACACUACUGGCGAGGCGAUUAAGGAUUGGUUCCUGCAACUCUGGCUCUAUCAGAUCAUCCUUGGCGUCGUAUUCGGUGCUCUGGUUGGUCUUGGCUUCAGGUACCUCAUGAAGUUCUGUGAGCGCAAGGACCUCAUCGACAGGCAAUCCUACGUCGCGCAAUACGUGUCCCUCGCGCUUCUGACCAUCGGCACCACCACCAUGCUUGGCUCUGACGACCUUCUUGCAGCAUUUUCGUGCGGCACAGCGUUCGCAUGGGAUGGCUUCUUCAACCGUCAAACGGAAGAGUCGGUGUUCUCCAGCGUGAUCGAUCUGCUCUUCAAUGUCGCCGCAUUCGUUUACGUAGGCGCAUGGAUGCCGUUCGGCGACUUUUCAGACGCGACCCUGACAUUGAGCGUGUGGAGGCUCAUCGUCAUCGCCAUCUUGGUCCUGCUGCUACGUCGGUUGCCGGUCAUGAUAGCUCUCUACAAGUGGAUCCCGGACGUGAAGACAUUCCGGGAGGCCGUUUUCAGCGGUCACUUCGGUCCUAUGGGUAUCGGUGCCAUCUUCAUAUCGACCCUUGCAGUGGAACAACUUGAAACUCCCCAAGAUCCGCCCGCAAAUCAGCAGCAAAUCCUUGCAGCGUCUAUUCAACCCAUCGUCGCGUUCAUGGUUCUCUGCUCUAUCGCUGUACACGGACUCUCCAUUCCGUUCUUCUCCUUGGGUCGCCGGGUACACUCCCUACGGACGUGGUCGCGCCAUCCUACCCACGAAACCACUCCGGAGUGGGCGAACCAGACGCGUCAUAUAAGACCCGGAGAAAACAUCGUCAUUAACAGGGAUGACGCUAUUGAGCGCGGAGAGUACACGCCAGAACACGACGAGAAGCGCAGUGCGAGCACUACUCUCAAUCAAAACCACGCGCCAAAGGAGAAGGACAUGGCCGAAUCCUCCGCUGAUUCCGAGAAUCGCUCAUCGGAGGCCAGGUCUACGGGCGAAAACCGAACCGGUGACCAGGAACCGCCGGACGGGGAUGAGACCUUACAGGAGUGGAAGGAAGGACCUCAUAAGGUUAUUGAACGGCGCGCAGGGCCUGGCGAGGAGGUCAGUAAUAAAAGCCGAUUCAUCGUCAUGAUCAGUUAA